CUCUCUGUCCGCCCUGUAGCCCAGGCUGCGUUCACCACCCGCUUAACGAGCCGCCUCCCGAGGACGUUGCUUGGGUCGACGUCCCGUACUAUUUUAACUUCUCUUUGUCGCUCUUUCUAGCCGCCGCAACCCGCGUAUUUCCUGGACACUGUCCUUUAGCGAUUUCCGAACGCGACCCUGCUUGAACCUCGUCUUCUUACUCAAUCUCCUGUGCACUGGAAAUGGCCGCCCCUGUCUCGUCCUACAGACUGGAGACGCCUCGUGCGCGACAUCCACCGCCGGUGCCUAUCAGAACCCGCAAUACCUCACCUGCGCCUCACCUAAAUGAGAGCAAGGAUAGGAAAUCGCUUCUCUGUGACCUCCCCUCAGCCAACCCCACAUCGCCCCGCUACAGCCUCCCCACGUCUCCCACAACUCGCAGCCAGUCUCGAGCAUCUCGUAGCCGUGGAAUGACCCCGCCGCCCGGCAGAGCGCCGACCCCCUCCCGUCCCCUUGAGCGAGAUCUGGAGAAGUUCGCUGACGUCUGCCGCGCAUGGUAUUUUAACCAAGAUCAAGAUGCAGGCCAUGUCAUGGCGCAGACGAUGGCUACUCUACCGUCUUCUCAUCGUGCACCCUUUUCCCGCCUUCAAGCUCAGAUACGAUCUGCCUAUCAUGCUAGCGUCAACGCCCGACGCAAUGCCGAAUUCCAAGCUCAUCUUGCGGCUACCCAGCCAGGAGGCUCACUAAUGCCUCACUCGAGAUCGGACCCGAGAGGCUCUCUUGCUCGCAAGGAACGUUACGAACGGUUUGAACGGUUCGUCAGGACCUGGUGCACGAUGGGCAUGCCUGGGACGAAGCCUUUUUUCGAAGGACUUUGGGGCUUAAUGCGACUAUCUGUGCUACCAGAGCAUCUCGGCGGAUCGGGUGGUAAGCGCAUUGAAUGGCAAAUUGACGAUGCUGUAUUCAAUGAAUCAGCUGGCAAAGAAUUCAUGCUUGAGGCCAUCGACGUGUUCAAAGGAGUCCUUGGGUUCGAGGAAUCAUCGUCCUUGAAACGUUCGCCGUCCAUAGGAGGACAACCACCUUAUUCGCCAUUCUCUCCACUCUCACCUAUUCAUUCUCGGUCCCAAUCUAGCCCCCUUCCAGCUGACGCCUCCAUUCGCACACGUUCAGGCAAAGCACCGCCGAUUGCGUCGACGACGCAAACCAAGCGCCCCAGAGCGCCUAGCGAUCCGUUCUUGGAUACCCAUACACCGCCUCCGCUGUCAACAUCCUACUCUUCGGCGAACACCAUGGCUCAGCUCUCCACCUCUGGCUCAUCCACCGCCGACGACGCUUCUCUACCUCCGACACCCCAGACCGAAACGUCUGACCCCUUUCGUCAGCCAUUGAACAGUCAGAACAGUCUGGAUUCGAUAGAUGCUGAUGGUUAUAUGAGGACUUGGAUUGCUCCCGAUCUGCCGAAUGUCGAGUACUUGGCGCUUCUCAAACUCUUCCCCUCCUUUGCCGUGCGAAACACAUUGCCUCGUUUCCCAGUCACGAAGGGCGGAGCCCGUGACAUCGAAGAGGGCGGAGAUGGCGCUCGCAGUGAGAUUAGAAUUGGGACGGGAAAGAUGUGGAUUGGCGGUCAAACACGACGCCCCGGAUGGCAAGGGAGCUGGUGGACCCGGUUCAGGCUCUGGUUACGGACACUAUUCCGCUAGCUUAUUCCCAUUCGGACACUUUCGGCCAUGUACUCAUCUAUGCCCCCUUUCCAGCCAUCACUCAUCAUCGUGCAUUUACCUGCUUCUCCCGCCUCCGCGACUCCCGCCGUUCAACACCAAUUUUCUGCAAGGAUAUUCCCGUGUACAUUUACCAUCCUCCUCGCCUCACCUGCAAUCCUCUUGUUGUCAGGCUGACCUGUGAUACAUACCCGACUGUACCAUUUGCAAUGUU
This is a messenger RNA of Phanerochaete carnosa HHB-10118-sp, 1911 nucleotides long. RefSeq lists its product as uncharacterized. The transcript has 4 exons. Lineage: Eukaryota; Fungi; Basidiomycota; Agaricomycetes; Polyporales; Phanerochaetaceae. The record is from RefSeq and is a predicted model, not a curated record. The coding region runs from base 222 to 1679 and encodes 485 amino acids.